Prorocentrum cordatum is the source of this 2074-nucleotide messenger RNA. The record is from the annotation of a GenBank genome assembly. NCBI's taxonomy places the organism in Eukaryota, Dinophyceae, Prorocentrales, Prorocentraceae.
CUGAUCCGAUUGCGCUUACCUUUUGGACCCAGAGGGCCAGCGAGUUCAUAAGAAGGCACGCCAGGUAUCCUUCGUGCAAGCACCUUCCAUGGAAGAGGUAAGUCCAAGCUCCUCGUUUGCCUGGACUGCGAUCUUGCGAUCACUUUACUUGAGGAAACAUUUGAGCCGUCCAACCCAGUUGCCCUGAAGGGGACCAUUGGGUGUUGAAGUGAGUGAUCUUGGUGCGAUGAUAUUAGCGUGGGUGGUAUUCGCUCUCGUAGCCAGCAUGCUGGUCUGAUUGAGUAGGCCCUUAGUUGUUUCGGCUCAUGGGUCGCCAUUCUUUACAUAUAGGGCCGAACUCUUAGAACACUCCCAUCUGCUAGUUCGUUGAUCGUGAGGUGUCAUUGUACCAUGCUGCCUGUGGCAUUGGCUGUUCUGAUCAGCUGUGCACUUCCGUGUUGCCACGCCAUCAAGCGUACCGCCGAUGCGCUUGUUGACACAGAGAUGCCCUCCUCCGUCGACGAUGAGAUGCCUUCCGCUGAUUUCUCGGUUGACAGGGAGAUGCCUUGGACAGCUGUGUUUGAUGCCCCAGAAGAGGCAAAGUUGCUGUCUUGGUGGCACAAGGGAACCAGGUCCCAGUGGUUAGCCAGCCCGUCGUGGUUGGAUCGGAACGCAACAGCAAUUGUCACACACGCUGGGAAGAACAAUCAAGAGUUCAUCGAUAUGGCAGUGAUGUUGGGCAUCUCUUUAAAACGUCACGUGCCUGACUACCCCAGAAUCGCGAUGGGAGUCAUGGGGAUGACCCUCGAGAACCAGGCGGCUCUGAAGCAGGCUGGCUGGCACGUUGUAAUUGUUCCGGACUGGAGGGCCCCCGAGCAAGUAUCCGACCUUUGCGGUGACUCUUGCGUCGACGAGGCAUUCUUGCUCCGACACCAGGAUUCUCUGGAAAAGAUCAACGCCUUCAGACUCCCAGUCGGGCGUGUUCUUUUUCUGGAUGCAGACACGUACGUUGCGAGUGACAAGUUGAGUCACUUGUUGGAUUCCACUCAUCUUCCUGAAGGCACCAUUGGCAUGGUCCAGAAUGGGUGUAGGAACGAUUUCAAUUCUGGCGUCAUGCUUUUCAAGCCAGAUCUUAACAAGUACCAGAACAUGUUGACAGCAGUGGCGCAAGUCAUGGUUGGUAAUUCGACCAAGCAACAUGACGAGCGUAUCAUCAAUUUGGCGUACAAGGACCGCGUAACUGCGUUGGACAAGAAAUACAAUUGCAUGGACCGCACGGUGACGGGCGAUGCCACGUGUGAUCAGAGUUGCACAGAGGUGGUAGUAUCUCAUUUCACAGGUCUCCCGAAGCCAGCUAAGGCAGAUGAGAAAGUUCUCAGCAUUGUCCGGAAACCCUCUUCUCCACGCCUCCAUUGUUCCAGCACGAACCGCGGUUCGUGCGGCGUCUGGUCGGGUUUUUAUUGCGACCUCGUCGCCAGCAGGUCGUUGUUGACGAAGCCUUUGCAAGAUAAGCUUUCCAGCGCGGGCCCGUGUUGCCAAUCGCCAGCGCUCGAGGAUGACGCGUCGGACUGUCAAGAAUCUGAGGACGACGUCUCACCUCUGAGGCAAGGCCAGGAGUCGAGGGCGCAUCCCACUUCAAUGGUUCAAACAGCGAACUGAGCAAGGAUGCCGAGCGCCAGGAGCAAAUAGACAGAGCCGCCAGAGGCAAGUAGCAGAGCUGUCGCCAAGAGAAAAGAGCUUGCCUCCGAGCAGCCCCCUCCCACUCGGGGAUACCCUGGCCGAUGCAACAGCGCCAAUCGUUGUUGCUCAGCUUUCCUUCAGCAGUUUGAGAAGCCGGCCCAGCCUGCAGUCUCUUACUUGUAUUCGGGGCCGCACAUGCCAGGCUGGCUCGGCGUUUGCCCAAGAUGCGGCAGGAAAGGUGGCCCAGGCAUCUCUGGCUAAUCUUUCUGAACCCUCUCCCUCCUUGUAUUUUCCUCCUGGCUCUGCCCCCUCCUCCGCUCUCCUCCGAAGAGCAUGGAUGAGAGGGUGACAUCACCGACAUCUAACGGUGCGAGGGUGCCCCGCACGUGGAGGGCGCUGUCUGCUCUGAGGGGAA